GACGAAGUCAUCUCCUGCCCUAGAGCUACGAGAUGGGGCCGCGGGGCAAAGCCCCAGCCAAAGGCAAGGGCCGAGGCCACCGCAAGGAGAAGCUGGAGGACAUGAAGAAGGAAAUGGACGUGGAUGACCACAAGCUGGACACCAACGACCUGGAGAGCAAAUACAGCACCAGUGUCACCAAGGGCCUUAUGGAGGCCGUAGCGGCCGAGAGGCUCCUUCGGGACGGUCCCAACGAGCUCCGCCCCCCUCGGGGCACCCCGGAAUGCGUCAAGUUUGGGCGUCAACUGGCGGGGGGUCUCCAGUGCCUCAUGUGGGUGGCGGCCGCCAUUUGCCUCAUCGCUUAUGGGGUGCAAGAGGGCGAAGGCGACCGCGGCAGCUCCGACAACCUCUACUUGGCCAUCGCCCUCAUCGCCGUCGUGGUGGUCACCGGGUGCUUCGGUUACUACCAGGAGUUCAAGAGCACCAACAUCAUCGCCAGCUUCAAGAACCUGGUGCCUCAGCAAGCCACGGUGAUCCGAGAGGGGGAGAAGGUCCAGGUGAACGCCAACGAGCUGGUGGUUGGGGACCUGGUGGAGAUCAAGGGGGGGGACCGCGUCCCGGCCGACAUCCGCAUCAUCUCGGCCCAGGGCUGCAAGGUGGACAACUCAUCCCUGACCGGCGAGUCGGAGCCUCAGACGCGGUCACCCGAGUGCACCCAUGAGUCCCCCCUGGAGACCCGGAACAUCGCCUUCUUCUCCACCAUGUGCUUGGAAGGCACGGCCAUGGGUCUGGUGAUCAACACCGGGGACCGGACCAUCAUUGGCCGCAUCGCCAGCCUGGCCUCGGGGGUGGAGAACGAGAAGACCCCCAUAGCCAUCGAGAUCGAGCACUUUGUGGACAUCAUCGCCGGCCUCGCCAUCUUCUUCGGGGCCACCUUCUUCGUGGUGGCCAUGGUCAUCGGCUACCCCUUCCUGCGCGCCAUGGUCUUCUUCAUGGCCAUCGUGGUGGCCUACGUGCCCGAGGGGCUGCUGGCCACCGUCACGGUGUGCCUCUCAUUGACGGCCAAGCGCCUGGCGCGCAAGAACUGCGUGGUGAAGAACCUGGAGGCGGUGGAGACCUUGGGCUCCACGUCCACCAUCUGCUCCGACAAGACCGGGACCCUCACCCAGAACCGCAUGACCGUGGCCCACCUCUGGUUCGACAACCACAUCCACACCGCCGACACCACCGAGGACCAAUCCGGUGCAGCUUUCGACCAGUCCUCAGAGACCUGGACCAUGCUGAGCCGCAUCAUCGCCCUCUGCAAUAGGGCCCAGUUCAAGCCAGGCCAGGACAACGUCCCUAUAGCCAAGCGUGACGUCAUCGGUGACGCGUCGGAGACGGCGCUGCUGAAGUUCGCGGAGGUGACGUUGGGGCCGGUGGCGGCGUUGAGGGCCCGGUUCCCAAAGGUGGUGGAGCUGCCCUUUAACUCCAGCAACAAGUUCCAGCACCCCAUUGGCACCCAUAGGUGUCGUCACGAGGCCGGGGAGCGGCAGGUGCUGGUGUUGAAGGGUGCCCCCGAGCGGGUCCUGGAGCGCUGCAGCCACGUCCUGCUCAAGGGCCAGGAGCUGCCCCUGGGUCCCCAAUGGAGGGAGGCCUUCGAGGGGGCCUACGCGGAGCUGGGGGGGCGCGGAGAGAGGGUCCUGGGGUUCUGUUCCCGCUGGCUCCCCGCCGGCUCUGUGCCUCCGGAUGGGGACCCCGAGGAGCUCCCGGCCUUGGCCUCCGGGCUCUGCUUCAGCGGCCUCGUGGCCAUGAUCGACCCCCCCCGGGCCACCGUGCCCCAGGCCGUGCUCAAGUGCCGGACGGCGGGGAUCAGGGUGAUCAUGGUGACCGGGGACCACCCCAUCACGGCCAAGGCCAUCGCGGCCGCUGUGGGCAUCAUCUCCGAGGGCAGCGAGACCCCCGAGGAGGUGGCGGCGAGGCUGAGGGUGCCCUUGGAGCGUGUGGACCCCAGGCAAGCCCGGGCUCGGGUGGUGACGGGGGCCGAGCUGGCGGCCAUGACACCGGAAGCCCUCGAGGGUCUCCUCCGGACCCACCCCGAGAUGGUUUUUGCCCGCACGUCCCCACAGCAGAAGCUGGUGAUAGUGGAGAGCUGCCAGCGGCUGGGCGCCAUCGUGGCGGUGACGGGCGACGGCGUCAACGAUUCGCCGGCGUUGAAGAAGGCCGACAUCGGCGUGGCCAUGGGCAUCGCCGGCUCCGACGCCGCCAAGAACGCCGCCGACAUGAUCCUAUUGGACGACAACUUCGCCUCCAUCGUCACCGGCGUCGAGCAGGGCCGCCUGAUCUUCGACAACCUCAAGAAGUCCAUUGCCUACACCUUGACCAAGAACAUCCCCGAGCUGACCCCUUACCUCAUCUACAUCACGGCCAGCAUCCCCCUGCCCCUCGGCUGCAUCACCAUCCUCUUCAUCGAGCUCUGCACCGACAUCUUCCCCUCCGUGUCCUUGGCCUAUGAGAGGGCCGAGAGCGACAUCAUGCACCUGAGGCCCCGCAACCCCCGGCGCGACCGAUUGGUCAACGAGCCCCUGGCUGCUUACUCCUACUUCCAGAUAGGCGCCAUCCAAUCCUUCGCGGGUUUCACCGAUUACUUCGUGGCGAUGGCGCAGGAGGGGUGGGAGCCGCUGCUCUGCCUCGGCCUCCGCCCGCGCUGGGAGGAUCCCCACAACCAGGAGCUGCAGGACAGCUACGGCCAGCAAUGGACGUUCGAGCAGCGCCGGUACCAGCAGUACACGUGCUACACCGUGUUCUUCAUCAGCAUCGAGAUGUGUCAGAUCGCCGACGUGCUCAUCCGCAAGACCCGUCGCCUCUCGCUCUUCCAACAGGGGCUCUUCCGGAACCGCAUCCUGGUGCUGGCCAUCGUGUUCCAGGUUUCCAUUGGCUGCUUCCUGUGCUACUGCCCCGGGAUGCCCAACGUCUUCAACUUCAUGCCCAUCCGCUUCCAAUGGUGGCUCGUCCCGAUGCCCUAUGGGCUCCUCAUCCUGGUCUACGACGAGAUCCGCAAGCUGGGGGUGCGCCGGCACCCGGGCAGCUGGUGGGACCGAGAGCUCUACUACUGACCUGGGGCACCCCAUGGACACCCCCCCCC
Molecule: messenger RNA, 3103 nt
Organism: Pezoporus flaviventris
Lineage: Eukaryota; Metazoa; Chordata; Aves; Psittaciformes; Psittacidae
Gene: ATP4A
Product: ATPase H+/K+ transporting subunit alpha
Biological process (GO): sodium ion export across plasma membrane; intracellular potassium ion homeostasis; potassium ion import across plasma membrane
Cellular component (GO): membrane
Molecular function (GO): ATP hydrolysis activity; P-type sodium:potassium-exchanging transporter activity; ATP binding
Source: RefSeq, a predicted model, not a curated record